AUGUCUACAGCCUCGCCAUUAGAACCAAACACCUUUGAUUGGAUAGAGGCGAACACCCCACAGACUUCGACAAAUGAUUUUAAGACUGCACUCCUCCCAGAAAAUGAAGUCAAAAAUAGAUACUCUAAUGUAUUACCAAAUGAAACAACACGUGUUCUAGUUCGGAAGACAGAUUACAUCAACGCAAAUCAUGUGUUUGGCAAUCGAUAUAUAUCGUGUCAAGCUCCUUUAUCCAAUACAACAGAAGACUUCUACACAAUGGCGUGGGAACAAGAGUCUGGUGUAGUAGUGAUGUUAACCAAAUUUGAAGAGAAGGAGAAGUCGAAGGCGUCUUCAUACUUCCCCGACACACCGGGACAAAUGAAACGGUUUGGUAACUUCACGGUCACGUGUGGAGCCGUUUUGUUUGGUGAUCCACAAACAAUAGGGCGCAUGGAGAUGCAAGCCAGAGAAUUGAUAAUGGAAAACAAAACACUUGGGAAAGGGAAAAGGACUUUAAUACAUAUCCAUUACACAGGAUGGCCAGACUUUGGGGUCCCACCAAACAGUUUAAUCUUCCGUGAUAUGAUUUAUAUUGUUUUAUCAUGUUGUGGGCGAUAUAAAGGAAAGGCGUUAACUGGACCUCCAAUCAUUCAUUGCUCUGCUGGUCUUGGGCGGAGUGGGACAUUUCUUGGUACAUUAAGGUUUUACCAGCAGUAUUUCAACAGUCUUUUGAAGAAGCCUGUGCCGUUUGUGUUCAACCAAAAGACGACAAAGGCCGGUGAACUAGAAAAUCGGAUCAAUGCUAUAGAUAAGCCGGUCAGUGGAAUUGAGUUGCGAGAAUUACUUGCGAAUGUGGUAUUUUCGAUGAGGAGUGAAAGAAAAGGGAUGGUCCAAACUGCCGAGCAAUACGAGUUUUUGGUGGCGAAUGUUGGAGAAUUCUUUCAAACGGUCUGGGGGAAAAUGAAUGGGAAGAAAAGUGAGUUGAUCGAAGUCGUUAAGCCACUGAUGUCAGACACUACACAAGAAGCAAUCGACCCUUUCAUCAAGAAAAUCAAGAAGAAGAAGUGA
Molecule: messenger RNA, 1050 nt
Organism: Entamoeba invadens IP1
Lineage: Eukaryota; Evosea; Mastigamoebida; Endamoebidae
Product: protein-tyrosine phosphatase, putative
Exons: 1
Coding region: 1-1050 (349 amino acids)
Biological process (GO): protein dephosphorylation
Molecular function (GO): protein tyrosine phosphatase activity
Source: RefSeq, a predicted model, not a curated record